Messenger RNA from Leptopilina heterotoma, 2617 nucleotides. RefSeq names its product DNA replication licensing factor Mcm7 (gene Mcm7). Bases 149 to 2326 code for a protein of 725 amino acids. Gene Ontology annotation, molecular function: single-stranded DNA helicase activity; ATP binding; ATP hydrolysis activity. Gene Ontology annotation, cellular component: MCM complex; nucleus. Gene Ontology annotation, biological process: DNA replication initiation; double-strand break repair via break-induced replication; DNA replication. NCBI's taxonomy places the organism in Eukaryota, Metazoa, Arthropoda, Insecta, Hymenoptera, Figitidae. The record is from RefSeq and is a predicted model, not a curated record. The transcript is spliced from 10 exons.
GUAGAAAAGCAGCAAAAGCAGUAAUGGAGACGCCGAUGGCAACACAAAAGUGAAAAACUGUUGAAAGAGCGUACCGUUUAUUUAUUUUGACUUAAUUUCCUAUUGUUUUGGACUUGGAUUUUAUAAUUAACACAAAACUACAUCAAUCAUGGCUCCUAGAACUUCAAGAGACUUUGAAAAAGACAGAGAAACUUUUAAACUCUUUCUAACCGAGUUUAUGAAAAUGGAUGACAAAACUGGAGAUAAGAGAUUUAAAUAUCGAGAACAACUUACAAGAGUCGCUCAUCGUGAACAAACUGCAUUUACAAUUGAUUUGGAUGACCUUCAGGAAUUCGAUGAGGAUCUUGCUGAAAUUGUUGCUGGAAAUACAAGAAGAUACGUUAAUAUGCUUCUUGAGCUUAUUCAAGAUAUACUUCCCGAUUUCAAAGAGAGACCAGUUCCCGCUAAGGAUGCUUUAGAUGUUUAUAUUGAACAUCGUAUGUUAAUGGAGACGCGCAAUCAACAUCCUGGAGAACAAAGAGAUCCCAGGAAUAGAUACGCACCAGAACUUAUGCGUCGAUUUGAAGUCUACUUUAGAAAUUUUGGUAAUGAGAAAGGCCACUCGGUUCGGGACGUAAAAGCUGAACAAAUUGGUAAAUUAGUAACAGUUAGAGGAAUUGUUACCAGAUGCACGGAAGUUAAACCCAUGGUUGUUGUUGCAACUUACACCUGUGAUCAGUGCGGUGCUGAAACUUAUCAACCUAUAAGCUCGAUGACCUUCAUGCCACUUAAAUCAUGUCCGAGUGAAGAUUGUCGACUAAACAAAUCGGGUGGAAGACUCAGUAUGCAAACAAAAGGUUCCAAAUUCGUCAAAUUCCAGGAAAUAAAAAUGCAAGAACAUAGUGAUCAAGUUCCAGUUGGACACAUUCCAAGGUCAGUGACGAUAUAUUGUCGAGGAGAAACCACAAGAUGCUGUCAACCAGGAGAUCAUGCUCUUGUCACUGGUAUAUUUCUUCCUCUCACAAAAAGUGGUUUUACUGCGAGAAAUGCCGCAGGACUCCUUAGCGAGACUUUCAUUGAUGCUCAUAGCAUAGUUUGUUUGAGUAAUUCCGAAACAAAGGACGACUCCAAUUCUGAAUUGACUCCAGAAGAAUUGGAAGUGCUUAGAGGCGCCGAUUUCUAUGACAAAUUAGCAAUUUCAAUUGCUCCGGAAAUUUAUGGCCUUCAAGAUGUAAAAAAAGCUCUCCUACUACUUCUCGUUGGUGGAACUGACAAAAAGAAAGGAGACAUAAAAAUCAGAGGAAAUAUAAAUAUUUGCCUAAUGGGAGAUCCUGGUGUGGCGAAAUCCCAAUUGCUCUCGUUCAUAACGAGAUUAUCGCCGAGAUCACAAUAUACAACAGGACGUGGUUCGUCAGGCGUUGGUUUAACAGCAGCCGUGAUGAAAGAUCCAUUGACAGGUCAAAUGAUGCUGGAAGGUGGUGCUCUUGUUUUGGCAGAUCAGGGCGUUUGUUGUAUUGACGAGUUCGAUAAAAUGGCCGAUUCCGAUAGAACAUCAAUUCACGAAGUUAUGGAACAACAAACAAUAUCAAUUGCCAAAGCCGGUAUCAUGACACGCUUAAAUGCGCGCGUAUCAAUUUUAGCGGCUGCCAAUCCAGCUUAUGGCCGCUAUAAUACGAAGAGAACAGUUGAACAAAAUAUUCAACUGCCACCCGCACUUUUGUCACGUUUCGAUUUACUUUGGCUCAUUUUGGAUCGCGCUGAUCGCGAUAAUGAUCUCAAGUUAGCGGAACAUAUUACUUAUGUUCAUCGUCAUUCUGCUCAACCCAAGUCAGAAGUUGAAGCAAUGGACAUGAGUGUAAUGCGAAAAUACAUCGCAAUGUGCAAAAAAAUAUCACCAACAGUACCUGAAGAAUUGACAGAUUUUAUUGUUGAAAGUUAUGUCGACAUGAGAGCGGAUGCACGUAAUAAAAAAGACAAAACUUUCACAUCUGCACGAAACCUAUUGGGUAUUUUGCGUUUAGCAACAGCUUUGGCACGUCUUCGAUUAUCGAACGAAGUUGAUAAAGAUGACGUUGAAGAGGCGAACAGAUUAUUAGAAAUGUCGAAACAUUCCAUUAAUUGUUCGGAUGCACCAGGACCAAAGGAAAGUCAUCAAUCAAUCAAGAGAAUCUUUGAUCUGAUAAAAGAACUUGCUGGUGAAAAGAAAACAGUCAAAGUCUCGGAAGUUAUGGAAAGAUGCACAAACAAAGGUUUUGAUCGUAGUAAAGUUAAUGACGUCAUUGAAGAAUACGAAUCACUUAAUGUGCUGCAGGUGAAUCAAUCGAGAACAAAAAUCACAUUCCUCUAAGUGAAAAAAUAGACAUUUUAUUAUAUUUUUAUUACAAUUUCGUUUAUGUCCUGUUUAUCCUUUUUUCUAUUUUUAUAAAUAAUUUUUAGCAAUUUUUUCGUUUUAAAUUGGCAUUUUUUCUAUUUUUGCUUUUGUGAAAAUGCCUGCAUUGAUACGACGUGAAAAAAAUGUCUCACUUUACAAUUAACUUUUUUUCUCAGUAAAAUGGAAUUUUCAUAUUUUCGAACUGUCAUUAAUUGUUUUACAAAUAACUCCUUCGAUUUUUUUGGAAUAUAAAAAUGUCACCCACGA